UUCUUGGGUAACUUAAAGCGGCGGGAGAGAACAAUUUAUCCCAACUGUCCUAGGGAUAAUGAUGCAAGCUAGUAAUAAUAUUAACAACGUAAACAGUGUGUAGUUAGCUAACCGUGACUUAUUUUUGGCGAAAACGAUUUUAAGUAUUCUUAGUCAUAAUUUGCUGUCGCGCCGUGGUGUCGUCGAGUCCAAAGUAGUCUUCGAAUUUUAAAUUUGUUUGAACAAUAUUUUCUGCUAGCCCCUUUGAGCGCCUCUUCAACAAUGGCGAAGGUACAAGUGUUGAACGUCGCCGUGUUGGAUAACCCGAGUCCGUUUGGAAACCCUUUUCAGUUUGAAAUAACGUUCGAGUGUAUGGAAGACCUCCCAGAAGACCUGGAGUGGAAGAUCAUCUAUGUGGGCUCAGCAGAAAGUGAGGAGUAUGACCAGACUCUUGACUCUGUCCUGGUUGGCCCUGUACCAGCUGGGAGGCAUAUGUUUGUGUUCCAGGCUGAUGCCCCCAACACAGGUCUGAUUCCUGAAAGCGAUGCUGUCGGUGUCACUGUGGUGCUAAUCACUUGCACGUAUCGUGGCCAGGAGUUCAUUCGUAUUGGUUAUUAUGUGAACAACGAGUACACAGACCCUGAGCUACGGGAGAAUCCACCUAUUAAACCUGACUACACUCAGCUCCAGAGAAAUAUCUUGGCAUCAAACCCACGUGUUACAAGAUUCCAUAUAAAUUGGGAAGGUUGUGCAGAACGAAUGGAAGAUUCUGAGAACGUGGAUCCUGCCUCAAACACUAUGCUCCCUCCAUCCUGUCUCCCAGGCAAAGCUCCACCCAUGGGGUUACUACCAGACAACUCUAUGGACUGUUUAUAGGGCCUCUCACUGUCAGACUGGUUAUGUCGCAGCACAAGGCCUUUCUUCUUCAUUUUGUUUUGAAGAAUGCCCAGGGACAUUCUAGCGUGGAUACAAAGACAGCUUUUCCUUACAGCUGCCCUAACUUCCCCGAAGCUUUUCGUUAACAGUCAACUCUGACCUUGGACUUCAAAGGAGUGUUCGCUCCAGUGAAGAUGAGAAACACCUUACCAGUAUCAUUAUCAGUAGUACGUAUGGAAAGUUCCUCAGGUAACACUGAGCAAUGUUGAAGACGUUAAUUCACCAAAUUUCUAUGAGGGAGCAAAUACUAACUUUGAAAAGAUGCAGCUGGACUGGUCAACUAAAUAAAAUGGAAAGCUGCUGUGAUUCUUAUCCCCCCUUCUCUUGAUAGAGAUUGGAUUGGAAACACUAUGAGAAGGGUUUUAGCACUGUAUCAACAGGCAAGCGAAAAUAACAUAUGAACUGGAAUUUGUUAAUCUGCUAUUUUAUUUCCAUUCAAAUUUUCUUUGCACUUAAAGAAUACCCUUUUCCCCACUCAGUGAUUACCGACACUUCGAUGGGGUGUAUAAUUGCCUUCACGCGUUUUCUUGUCUGCCAUUUUUGUUCAAAAUAAAGGGGAAACUGCAUUUGUAAUUUGUGUGUGUCUGACGC
Messenger RNA from Lampris incognitus (smalleye Pacific opah), 1506 nucleotides. RefSeq names its product anti-silencing function 1Ba histone chaperone (gene asf1ba). Gene Ontology annotation, cellular component: nucleus. The record is from RefSeq and is a predicted model, not a curated record. NCBI's taxonomy places the organism in Eukaryota, Metazoa, Chordata, Actinopteri, Lampriformes, Lampridae. The coding region runs from base 262 to 855 and encodes 197 amino acids. Gene Ontology annotation, biological process: DNA replication-dependent chromatin assembly. The transcript has 4 exons. Gene Ontology annotation, molecular function: histone binding.